AUGUAUCAUCAUUUCCAGUUCGAUUCGUGCGACAAGCAACGUCACUUUGGCAGGGAAAUUCCCAGACGAGCAGCACAAUAUCCCGUCAUUAAGAAUGCCAUCUUCGCGGUGUCCUCACGCCACUUGAGCCUGCUAGCUGGUUCAGAGGAUAGCGAAUCACCGCACUACGUGAGCGAGUGUCUUCGCAUUCUAAUCACAGCCCUGGAAGAUCCGUUGAGUCAUUUCGAUGAAAACCUUCUUGCAGCAGUGAUAUUGCUGAGGACGCAUGAGGAACUGUCGGACAAUGACGAGAGAUGCCACCUGUUCGGCACGACUCGGCUCUUGAAUUCGAUAGCGUCGUUUGCUGCCGACGGUGGCCUACGCGAGUCGGCUAGCUGGGUCUCCCUGCGACAGCAUAUCUAUAUCUGCCUCACCUCGCAGCAUCCGCUGACCAUCAACCUUACCAACUACCGCCACUCAAAUGUCUUUCAAAACUCGGACGAUGAGUCGUGGGCGAACCGCAUCAUUUUUAUAUUCGCAAUCAUCCUGACACAAGUCAUCCGGCCCGAAGGCGAGCAACAAUUGUCCAUUGACACAUGGCACGAGUUAGAUGCAGACGUCAAGGCAUGGAACUUGUGCAAGCCAUGGCACUUUGCGCCGUUGUUCAUGGAGAGUCCGGGUAUCCCAGUCUCAAGUUCUCCGCGGCGCAGUGUUUGGCCAGAGGUGUUUGUGUGUGAUCCCGCACAGGUCGUCGGGUUGCAGCAUUACUAUCUAGCCAAGAUUGUCCUUGCCAUCUAUGAUCCCCGUCUGUCAAGGUUGAGCUUUGACGCCCUGCGGCUUAGGAGAGCCUCCGAGGCUACUGUCCGGGAGAAUCUCCGACUGGCAAUUGGUCUUGCAGUCAGCAAUGAUCACGUCACCACCGCCAUGCUUCAAGCAUCACAUAUCCUGUCAGCUUGCGGCAUGUAUCUGACCGACCCUAGAGAGCAAGAAGCGGCGCUCGACUUUCUUACGCGGUUGAAGACACAAAUGGGCUGGCAGACGGCACAUAUCCUGCGCGAUCUCCAGGAACAGUGGCGGAUGUAG
Molecule: messenger RNA, 1062 nt
Organism: Capronia epimyces CBS 606.96
Lineage: Eukaryota; Fungi; Ascomycota; Eurotiomycetes; Chaetothyriales; Herpotrichiellaceae
Exons: 5
Coding region: 1-1062 (353 amino acids)
Biological process (GO): positive regulation of transcription by RNA polymerase II
Cellular component (GO): nucleus
Molecular function (GO): DNA-binding transcription factor activity; transcription cis-regulatory region binding
Source: RefSeq, a predicted model, not a curated record